Molecule: messenger RNA, 1335 nt
Organism: Aspergillus terreus NIH2624
Lineage: Eukaryota; Fungi; Ascomycota; Eurotiomycetes; Eurotiales; Aspergillaceae
Exons: 3
Coding region: 1-1335 (444 amino acids)
Source: RefSeq, a predicted model, not a curated record
AUGAAGCGGUUCAAACAAGCGACGGUGGCUGAUCUUGUCAACAUAUUCAGUGAGCCGGCGGCCAGACGGGCCCCGGACAUGACUGUCGUGACCUUUGACCAAAGACGCGCACCUAGAACGACUACCACAGACCAACCAGACGAACCAGCAGAAUCCAACCCGUCCAUCACCGACAGGCCUCCCGCCGUCCUGGCCGGGCCCGUCGACCCCAACCUGGCCAACCCGCGGCUCCUCGUCAACCGGACAUGCAUCUACGAACGCCAUCUCCCCGCCAACGCCUACAUCACAGCGCACGUCCAGCGCCUCCAGCACGGCCACUACUCGUCACCGGCGGUGUCCGACCAGGACUUCGACCACGUCGACUUCCUCAGCGUCAACUUCGUCUUCCACUCGCCCAACACCCUCGCACACCGCUUCCGCGCCGCCACCAUCCGCGCCUCCGUACGCUGCGGCCGCGACAGCAGCGCCGGACCCGCGCGCUCGCGCAACCCGCGCUUCCUCAAGCACGCCCCGCACCUCCUCUACGGCACCGUCUCGCCCGAGACCCUGCAGUGGAACUACAGCCUGACGGGCUCCCUCGGCGUCGCCGAGCUGCCGGUGAUGGCCAGCAUCACGCCGGCCGGCGGCAUCAACGGCCGCUACCGGCGCUACGAGAUGAUGCGCAUCCAGGGCUCGGUGCGCUCGCUGCCCAGCCCGCGCGGCCGCCGCUUCGACGCCGACGCCGCCCAGCUCGUCUGGUCCCUCGAGGAAAACAACCUGCAGCGCUCCGGGCUCCCCCGCGAAUUCACCUUCGCCAUGCUCAUCCAGAAACCCCGCGCUGACAGCCGCGUCCAAUUCGCCCUCGACAUCGACCCCGUCCUUCAGUUCCACUGCUCCGUAUACCCGGCCUGGUGGCUGCGGCAGCGUCGCUACCGCCCCGUGCCCCGUCGCCCCGUCGACUUUCGCGUCGAAGUCGGCCAGCGCUUCGAGCCUGUCCCCGCCGACAGUGCCUCGCGCGGGUUCAACUUUGCCGCCCUGGAGAGUUCGUUUGACGAUUAUGCCCCCCCAACAAUCUAUGGAAGUUGUCUGAUCUCAGCUCACGCGCGGUAUCCCCAGAUCCCUAUCCUCCCAGACGACACCGACGGCCUCCCCGAUAACCCCCCCAACGCCCCCGGCGACUACUCCAUGGUCCAACCCGUCAGCGGCAUGCCCCAGCUGCCCUUCCCGGCCGGCGGCAUGGCCGCCAUGCCAGGGCGGGUGCCCGUGAACGCAGCAGCCGGACCGAUGAUGCCGCCGGGGUUCAACGCGGGGGGACUGCCCAUGCGGACGAUCCUCGCCAGCAACGGGCAGAACUAA